GACAGACAGUGAUAGAGGUGGGCAGAGGUGUGACAGAGUGGACCGACUGAGGCAGAGGCAGGCAGCCAGUUGGGCAUUUGCCAUUUAUUUUCUCUCUUCUUCUAUUUUUUCUCUCUCUUAUUUCCAGAAAGGAGGGAGAGUCUAUUGCACCUUUUUGUUUCGUGCGUAAACUGGAUAAAGGCUGUUUUUUUUCUUUUCCUCCUCCAAAUUCUGUGGGGGGACCUCCAACUCUUUCAGCCUGAGCUGUCCAUUUGAGAGGUGGUGGUCUGGGUGGAGUUUUUCUUUCCCCUUUGUUUUGCCGCAGGUGCUGUUGGGGGUGAUAACCGUGCCUUCCCGUGUGUUUGCAGCGCAUCGGCCCCCCGCGGCGCUCAGAUUAAGUCCCACCAUGAGACGGCUUUUGGAGACGUGGGUCGCCGUGCUGACAGCUUGCGCGCUGGCCGGACGCGCCUCCGCGGGAUACGGGCUGAGCAUGUUCGCCGCGCAGUCCUCCCCGCCGGACCCGUGCUACGACGAGAACGGGAACCCGCGGAGGUGCAUCCCCGACUUCGUCAACUCCGCUUUCGGGAAGGACGUGCGCGUGUCCAGCACCUGCGGCGCGCCGGCGGCCCGCUACUGCGUGGUGACCGAGAAGGGCGAGGAGCGCACGCGGGACUGCCACACGUGCGACGCCGCGGACCCCAAGAAGUCCCACCCGCCCGCCUACCUGACGGACCUCAACAACCCGCACAACCUUACCUGCUGGCAGUCGGAGAACUACGCGCAGUACCCGCAGAACGUCACCCUCACGCUGUCGCUUGGGAAAAAGUUCGAGGUCACCUACGUGAGCCUGCAGUUCUGCUCGCCCAGACCCGAGUCCAUGGCGAUCUACAAGUCAAUGGACUACGGCAAGUCGUGGGUUCCGUUCCAGUUUUACUCCACGCAGUGCAAGAAGAUGUACAACCGGCAGAACAAGGCGACGAUCACCAAGCAGAACGAGCAAGAGGCGAUCUGCACGGACUCCCACACCGACAUGCACCCGCUGACCGGCGGCCUGAUCGCCUUCAGCACCCUGGACGGACGGCCGUCGGCGCACGACUUCGACAACUCGCCGGUGCUGCAGGACUGGGUGACGGCCACCGACAUCAAGGUGAUCUUCAGCCGCCUGCACACGUUCGGCGACGAGAACGAGGACGACUCGGAGCUGGCGCGCGACUCCUACUUCUACGCCGUGUCGGACCUGCAGGUCGGCGGACGGUGCAAGUGCAACGGGCACGCGUCGAAGUGCGUCAAAGACCGCGAGGGGAACCUGGUGUGCGAGUGCAAGCACAAUACGGCGGGGCCGGAGUGCGACAGGUGCAAGCCGUUCCACUACGACCGGCCGUGGCAGCGCGCCACGGCCCGGGAGGCCAACGAGUGCGUCGCGUGCCACUGCAACCUGCACGCCCGCCGCUGCCGCUUCAACAUGGAGCUGUACAAGCUGUCCGGCCGCAGGAGUGGCGGCGUCUGCCUCAACUGUCGUCACAACACAGCGGGGCGCCACUGUCACUACUGCAAGGAGGGCUACUACAGGGACAUGACCAAGUCCAUCUCUCACCGCAGAGCCUGCAAAGCCUGCGACUGUCAUCCGGUCGGAGCAGCGGGGAAAACGUGCAACCAGACAACAGGCCAGUGUCCCUGCAAGGACGGAGUGACGGGGAUCACUUGCAACCGCUGCGCCAAGGGUUACCAGCAGAGCCGCUCCCCCAUCGCGCCGUGCAUAAAAAUCCCUGUUGCAUCUCCGACAUCGACUUACAGCAGCUAUGAGGAGCCGUCAGAUUGCGAGUCCUACUGUAAAGCCUCCAAGGGAAAAAUGAAGAUCACCAUGAAGAAGUACUGCAAGAAAGACUUUGCCGUCCAGGUUCACGUCCUCAAAGGCGACAAGGCAGGCGAGUGGUGGAAGUUCACCGUCAACAUAAUUUCCGUCUACAAGCAAGGCGGCCACCGCAUCCGCCGCGGGGACCAGCUGCUGUGGGUGCGCGCCAAGGACGUGGCCUGCAAGUGUCCCAAGAUCAAGCCCGGGAGGAAGUACCUGCUCCUGGGCUCGGACGACGACGCCCCCGGACAGAGCGGCGUGGUCGCCGACAAAGGCAGCCUGCUCAUCCCAUGGAAGGACCUGUGGGGCCGUCGGCUGAGGAAGUUCCAACAGCGCGGCAAGAGGGGGAAGUGCUAAAAUAAAGAGUAAAAACGGCUUGUGGGUGAGAGGAGAGGAGAGAGAUCGUUGUGACGCCUCCCGCUGGGAUCGAAAGGAGAAGAGAUGGAUGAUGGAUUAACUGAUAGUAAUAAAUAAAAGGGACAAAAAAAAGUGAAGAGUAGGAGAAUUGGUGGAGACUGAGUGCUGCUGCUCUGAGCUGGAGGAAAAGAGAAUAAUGUUUUUUUAGGAACUUUUUUUUUGUGUGAAGGAGCUCGCUCUACGGUUGUUCCGUUUCUUCGUCUUUGAGGUGUGUUUUAUCGUGUAAUUGCAGAGUUUGCACCUAAUUCCACAGACACGACUCAUACGAACCCCCUUUCUUACGCCAUGGUGUCGCUGUACAACAACGCUCUUCCCCGCAGAGCCGCAAAGCUCCUUGGGGAGGAAAAAAAAAAACUGCUCUGGAGCAUCACGGGACCACACGCACGCCCAAGUAUGGAAGGUCGUUCCUGCAGAUCUGCCAAACUGUCGUCUACUUUUGCGAAACGUUUAAACCCGUUCCAAGCUGCCAGUCUCUUGUGUGCCAUGUUUCCCGGGAACUUCCUGACCACGUAGGCGCGUUACCUCACUGGGUUCUGGGAACAAAGAGAUCCAACUCUCUGCUCGGCUCCUACCUGCAGUUCAGGUGCAUCUGAAUAUAUUGAGGCAUCGUUGAAAAGUGAAAUUGUUUUAGUCGUCGGUUCCAAAGUGAAACGCUUGUUAAGUAAGCUUAAUGCCUAAUAUUACCUAAGUGUUAAUUUUGAUUAUCAUAAAUUACAGCUAAUAAAAAGCUAAGCUUAAGUGCUUCAGAAAAAAAAUUUAAUAAAAUAUAAUGAGAGUAAUAAAACAAGGUUUUUAAUGCAGAAAUGUUGACCUACUGAAAGCCAUGUCCGUGGAAUGUGAGAUACCUUCACUCAGUACUUGAGCUAGGAUGAUUUUGUGGCUAUGCUAAGGUGUUUAAGGGGGUAUUAUUGUGCAAAAUAAGCUUUUUUUUAUUUUAACAUGUUAAAAUGUUGCUCCCUCACAUUUUAGAUUUUGUUUUUUCAUGUUUG
Messenger RNA from Poecilia reticulata (guppy), 3237 nucleotides. RefSeq names its product netrin 1b (gene ntn1b). Gene Ontology annotation, cellular component: basement membrane. NCBI's taxonomy places the organism in Eukaryota, Metazoa, Chordata, Actinopteri, Cyprinodontiformes, Poeciliidae. Gene Ontology annotation, molecular function: protein binding. Gene Ontology annotation, biological process: dendrite development; motor neuron axon guidance; animal organ morphogenesis. The record is from RefSeq and is a predicted model, not a curated record.